Plutella xylostella (diamondback moth) is the source of this 1512-nucleotide messenger RNA. RefSeq names its product guanine nucleotide-binding protein subunit beta-like protein 1. Gene Ontology annotation, molecular function: protein binding. NCBI's taxonomy places the organism in Eukaryota, Metazoa, Arthropoda, Insecta, Lepidoptera, Plutellidae. The record is from RefSeq and is a predicted model, not a curated record.
CAUCAUAAUAAUUUGUUGUCAGUUUUGUGUUGUGCGUAGUUGUUGUUAUGUUUCAAUGGCUUGAUUAAUUUUAUUUAAUUUUUAUUUAACACUUCUGAUUUACUAUUUUGGUUUGAGCUUGACCGAAGAUGGCUCUUUUACCUCCAGACCCAGUUUUCACCAUCAGAAACGUUGAUAAUGUGCCUGUAUAUUCACUGGCAUUCAGUUUCCUACCUGGCGGUCUCGAGAGGUUACUAGCCGGCUCUAAAAAUGGAUAUGUUUAUGCAUACAACCUUCAGACCAACCGUGUGCAACAGAAGAUCAAAGUUGGUCAAGCUCCCAUCCUCCACAUCCUGCACACCGAAAGCCAACUCAUCACUCAAGAAAAAGGUGGAAAGUACAAAGUCUUUAAUUUGACAUCCAGCGGCUACCAAGAACAUGCACUAAUAGACACAGACUAUCCUGGUUUCUGCCGCUUCGCCGCCAACACAAAACUCGAAACUAUUUAUGUACCUGCUGAAGAUUCCAACAUAGAUAUCUACAACUUUGAUGGAGAGAAAGUGAACUCUUUAAAGCCAGAUGUGGACUUGAAACUUGGAGAUCCAAUGUGCUUCAAGUAUGUAGAGUUCACGGCCGAACAACCAUGCCUCUUGGCGGGCUAUGAGUCAGGGUGGUUGUAUCUGUGGGAUCUCAACACUAGUCAGUGUAUCAGUAAGCUGGAGACGAAGCAAUGCCCCAUGACGGUGGACUACCACCGCGAGCAACAACGAGGCAUUGUGGGGAACACCUCCGAUGUGAUACAAAUAUUUAGCAUAGGCAAGAAAGACUUAAGUUUGGCCCACAAGCUUGAUGUCACGAUUAAGAACCCAGGCAUCAACAAAGUUCAGUCUCGAAUUGACGGGAAGGUGUUUGCCUCGGCAGGGUGGGAUGGACACCUCCGUAUAUUCUCCUGGUUUUCAUUGAGGCCCCUUGUGGUGCUCACUGAACACAAACAAGCUGUGCAGGAUGUUGUCUACUCGUCCCAGAAGGUUUCCUACUGGAAUGCAAACAUCAUGGCUGCGGGAGGCCUGGAUGGUGCCAUCACACUGUGGGAUCUCUACAACCCAAAGUAAUUCUUCAAAUAAUAAAUAAACAAUAGAUUUUAGAAUAUUUUAUUCAGUAAACUUUUCAUUUGCUCUGUUCAUAGACAUAGAUAGAAUCUUGCCUUUUAAAUCUAAAGUAUGUAUUCAUCUCAGUAACAUUUAUUCUAUGAGUAUUGCUGAUGGAAUAAGUAUUACAGUUGACAAUUUAUCACCAGAAAUGUGCUUUAAUUAAUGAUUAAUGAUCAGAAUGUUUUUGCCCUGCAUUUAGCAGCUAUAAUUUGGAUCUCAGAAUAAUUUUACACAAUUCAAAUCAAGUAACUUGUGAGGUCAAACAGUUAGAUAGUAAGAUGUUGAGUUAAUAUAGCAAUGAAUAUUUUUCAAUGAACGUUUUAUUGAUAUUAUUGAACAAGACCUGACAUUAAAGUCUAGAUCUAACAUGAGAGGCAUUACA